Molecule: messenger RNA, 1077 nt
Organism: Coffea arabica (coffee)
Lineage: Eukaryota; Viridiplantae; Streptophyta; Magnoliopsida; Gentianales; Rubiaceae
Product: mediator of RNA polymerase II transcription subunit 21-like
Biological process (GO): regulation of transcription by RNA polymerase II
Cellular component (GO): mediator complex
Molecular function (GO): transcription coregulator activity
Source: RefSeq, a predicted model, not a curated record
AUGUUAAAAAAGAAAAGGAAUAAAGGGAAUCCGGACAUGGCCUCAAUUUUUCUUUGAAAAUAUUGGAGACCAGCCAUAUGCUUGCUAAGAAGUACCACCCAAGUUGCUGGAUUUCUCCCCAAAAAUCCGCAAUCGCAGCAGUCCAUCAGCCAAAGUUUUAAGCCGCCAAAAGGCUUUCAGUAGUUGCAGAUUUUGCAUCUAUCCACAACCCAGAAGAACCCAGCUCUCGAGCCAUAUAAAGUUCGAAACUUUAAGAAUUGCAGGUCUCAAAAUUGAAGAUGGAUAUAAUAUCCCAACUGCAAGAACAGGUGAACACAAUUGCAGGCCUUGCCUUCAAUACCUUUGGGACACUUCAAAGGGAUGCUCCUCCAGUAAGGUUGUCUCCUAAUUAUCCAGAACCUCCAGCUAAUCCUUCUAGUGCUGCGGAGGAUGCAGCUAGUCUUGCUGAGCAGCCGAAGCUCAUGAGUGCUGCACUUGUCAAGGCUGCCAAGCAGUUUGAUUUGUUGGUGGCUGCCCUUCCGUUAGCUGAGGGAGGUGAAGAAUCUCAGCUGAAAAGAAUUGCAGAACUUCAGGCUGAAAAUGAUGCCGUAGGCCAAGAACUGCAAAAACAACUGGAAGCUGCGGAGAAUGAAUUAAAGCAAGUGCAGGAGUUGUUCAGGCAAGCAACAGACAACUGCUUGAACUUAAAGAAACCAGAUUGAAGGCUACGCAAGUUUUCAUUAUAAUUGUGAUGAGUAGUUUUGUAGUAAUCUGUUCAGAAGCUUUGCACCCUGCUCAAGUUAAAAAAAAAAAAUUUGUGAGAGGAGGGGGGGGGGACUAUGAAAUCCCAUUAGAACAUCCAUUCCUCUUAUGUAGCUUAUAUUGUCCUUUCAUAGAAGGUUCAGGAUUUUGUCUGUCACGAUGUAUUUAGAGUAUAAUAAUUGGUAUGGAGGAUGGUGGAUUUGCAGAUCAUCAUGUAAUGUGAUUGUGUCAUAAGCAAAUCAUUUUAGCUCUUGGAUCUUAUCCAUCGUCUUGUAACAUACUUUUUCCUAUCAUGUAACUUGCUCAAAAGUCAUAAUCAGAAGAAGAAAAUGUUUG